CUGCCACCUGUUUCCAGCGCUUCUUGCGCCUCUUUGAUGCGGGCCAAUGGGAGCGAGCGGCGGAUCUGGAGGCGGAGAGAGGAGGCAGAGAAGUUCGAGGAGAGAGUGAGAGACAGAUUCGCAGAGACAGGGAGCGGAAGACUGAGUGUUAGUCGACAGGUGACCAUGGAGCCCCCCCCCUCACUGAGCUUGGCUCUGCUCGGAGGCAGCGAGGAUGAGGAUCAGCGCUUCCUUCUUCCUCUGGGCAGCAUUUCCCAUCCCUCCACCGCUGGCAACCAGCCAGGUUCCAAUCACUCCAACCACACGGGAGGUUCAAGCCUCGACCGUCUAAAUGGCAGCACCCCGUCCCCGGCACCUGCCACGCCCAAUUUGCCCCCUGCAUCGCUCCCUAAGUUGCCCCUCUCGUCGUCUGGAGCCCAACCUCUCCCCCCGCCCAUCCCUAAUGCCCUGCAUCCCACCAGCACUCCUCUCUCCUCCUGCCUGGGCUCGCAGCACAGCCUGAGUGGGGACAACUCCCCCGUCUACAACGCUCUUUUUUACUCCUCCCACUCGCCCUCCAUGGAUAGAGGGGAUAGAGAUAGGGACCGUGACAGAGAGAGAGACAGGGGCAGCAAGCACCGGCAGGCCAGCCCUCUGGUCCACCGCCGGGACAGUAACCCCUUCACGGAGAUCGCCAUGAGCUCCUGUAAGUACACAGGUGGGGUCAUGAAGCCCCUGAGCCGCCUCAGCGCCUCGCGCAGGAACCUCAUCGACUAUGAGAACAGCAGUGAAACCAAAGAGGGGGCGGUGGCGGCGGUUGCCGGGUUGACGGCGGCCGGUGGACACGACCGGCCGCGGGACACCCUGUCCACCUGCUCAGUGACCCAGUCCUCGACCAAUCAACCCCCCAUUCAGAGCCCCCCAGAGAUCGUGAUUUCAUCCAAAGAAGACUCUCCGUACCCCAGAGGGGGGUAUGACAUCACGGACUCCACAUCCAACCAGAUGUCCAUCUACCAUCAGAAUCAUGCACUAGUGGAGAGCCGGCGAGCUCAGUCAGGACGCAGCAGCAGGCAGGGAGGGGUGGGACCAGUGGCCCCCGGGGCCAGGGGCAGCACCUCCAAGGCCUCCAAAAGGAAGAACCAAAACAUUGGCUAUAAGCUGGGGCAUCGCAGGGCGCUGUUUGAGAAGAGAAAGAGGCUGAGCGACUAUGCCCUCAUCUUUGGAAUGUUUGGCAUCGUUGUCAUGGUGAUUGAGACAGAGCUGUCAUGGGGAGUGUACACUAAGAGUUCCAUGUAUUCUUUGGCCCUGAAGUGUCUAAUCAGCCUGUCCACGGUCAUCCUGCUGGGGCUAAUCAUAGCCUACCACGCACGGGAGGUUCAGCUGUUUGUCAUCGAUAAUGGAGCGGACGACUGGCGCAUCGCCAUGACGAUGGAGCGAGUUCUGCUGAUAGCCCUGGAGCUGCUGGUGUCUGCGGUGCACCCGGUGCCCGGGGACUUUAAAUUCCAGUGGCGGGCACGGCUGGCAUUCUCAUAUGCACCGUCGCAGGCUGAGGCGGACCUGGACAUGGUGCUGAGCGUGCCUAUGUUCCUGCGCCUCUACCUCAUCGCCAGAGUCAUGCUGCUUCACAGCAAGCUCUUCACCGACGCCUCCUCCAGGAGUAUAGGUGCCCUAAAUAAGGUCCAUUUCAACACACGGUUUGUCAUGAAAACCCUCAUGACUAUCUGCCCCGGGACGGUGCUGCUGGUCUUCAGCAUCUCUCUGUGGAUCAUCGCUGCCUGGACCGUACGAGUGUGUGAGAGGUAUCAUGAUGCACAGGACGUGACCAGUAACUUCCUCGGAGCCAUGUGGCUUAUCUCCAUUACUUUCCUGUCCAUCGGCUAUGGAGACAUGGUCCCUCACACAUACUGUGGCAAAGGAGUCUGCCUGCUCACAGGCAUCAUGGGUGCGGGCUGUACGGCUCUGGUGGUUGCCGUGGUAGCCAGGAAGUUGGAGCUGACCAAGGCAGAGAAGCAUGUACACAACUUCAUGAUGGACACGCAGCUGACCAAGAGGAUAAAGAACGCAGCUGCUAACGUGCUGAGGGAGACCUGGCUCAUCUACAAGCACACCAAGCUGAUGAAGAAGAUCGACCACUCCAGGGUCCGCAAACACCAGCGGAAGUUUCUCCAGGCCAUACAUCAAUUACGUAGUGUGAAAAUGGAGCAGCGGAAACUCAGCGAUCAAGCCAACACACUAGUGGACCUCUCAAAGAUGCAGAGUGUCAUGUACGAGCUCAUGUCAGAGCUCAACGAUCGCAGCGAGGACUUGGAGCGACAGAUGCUGUCCCUGGAGCAGCGGGUGGAGCAGCUCACCGCAGGCUUCAACGCCCUGCCUGCUCACCUCUCUGCCACCCUCAGCGCCCAGCACGCCGCUCUGGUGCACCUGCUCCGGGAGAGGGAUGCGAGGGACGGCAGGGGAGGAGGGGGAGGAGCUGUGGUCCCAUCGUCCCCAUCCACGUCUCUAACCAGUGCGCCGGCCUCGGUCUCUUUGACCACCGCGCCGGCCUCGGCCUCUCCGGUCCAGGUCCCAGCUCCUCCUCCGGCCCUGGCGCAGGUCUCUACUUUGUCAAUAGAGUCCCCUCUGUCCCCCCCACCUCUGAGCCCCGAGGCAAGCCUGGAAGCCAGUCCCAGCCCCAACCCCUGCACCUCUAGCUGCUGA
Messenger RNA from Menidia menidia (Atlantic silverside), 2676 nucleotides. The record is from the annotation of a GenBank genome assembly. NCBI's taxonomy places the organism in Eukaryota, Metazoa, Chordata, Actinopteri, Atheriniformes, Atherinopsidae.